ACUCAGUUGAGUACGGCGGCGUUUUGGGUGCGGUGCGCGGCGCGGCAGUCAGCGAGUCAGUUUUUAACGCAGCUAACGUAUUUCAAUGAGCACCGGUGAAAAGUUUAAUUUUUUGCACUUUUUGUAUUGAAUUUAUUCGGGAGACACUGGUGAAAUAUUGUGCGUGAUUAUUGUUACUAAAAAGUUUGACUUUGAGUUAUAAAAAGCCCAUCAACAUGGCCACAGAAGUCACUAAAACCGUGCCGGAAAACACAGAAAAAGAGAAGGAAUUGAAGGAAGAAACGACGGUGGACAACGGACAAACUAAAGAGGAGGCACCACCAGAAAAAACAGAAGAAAAGGCGGAUGAAAAGAAAGCUGAACCACCAGCACCAAAACCCACCGUUCACAAAGCUAAUUACGAAAAGGACGUGGUUUACUUGUAUCAGUUCUCGCGGACGCCUUUGUUACCAUCGACUUCUCCGUACUGCUUGAAAGUAGAGACAUGGCUUCGUUUGGCUGGCAUCAAGUAUGAGAAUGUACUGCACAUGGCCAAGUUCCGGUCCAAAAAAGGCCAGCUGCCUUUCGUGGAGCUCAAUGGUGAAGAAAUAGCUGACAGCACUUUCAUCAUCAAAGAGCUCUCUGAGAAAUACAACAAGGAUCUCGACGCUGCACUGACAGCGGAGCAACGAGUGGUCGCGCACGCGAUGAUCUCCAUGAUCGAGAACCACCUGUCGUGGGUGAUCCUGUGGUGGCGCGCCAAGUACCCGGACAGCGUCAUCAAAGGCUACCAGGUCAACCUGCAGAGCGCCCUCAACACCCGCCUGCCCAACCCCAUUCUGAACUUCUGCUACAAGUUCACAUCUGGGCGCAAGGGCAUGAAGAAAGCAAAGGCCCACGGCAUCGGCGUUCACAGCCAGGAUGAGAUCAUUGAAUUCGGAAAGAACGACCUCCGUGUCCUUUCCGAUUAUCUGUCCGACAGGCCAUUCUUCUUUGGGGAUGAACCCACACUGCUGGACGUGGUGGCGUUCUCGAAUCUCGCACAACUGCAAUUCAUCGACAAGGAUGUGUCCCAUCCGCUGCGAGAUGCGAUGAACGAAUCGUUCCCAAACCUGGUGGGGCUCGUGUCGCGUAUCAAGGAGCGCGCGUUCACCGACUGGGAGGAUAUCUGCGCCACGCUGGACCUCAACGCGCACCUGCCCAAGCCCGUGAAGGAGGCCAAGGAGGCCAAGGACAAGGACAAGGAGGGCAAGGAGAAGGAGGGCACCGGCCCGGCCGAGAAGCAGCCUCUCCCGGAGGAACCCGAGAAGGGCAAGGGCGACGAGAAAGAGAAGGAGAUGGAGAAGGAGCCGGAGGAGAAGAAGGACAAGGACGAGAAGGAGAAGUAAACGCCGUGACGAAACACGAAUGAAUUCAAUACCGUAAUUUUACCAUUUCAAUUUUACACUAAGAGUCAGACUCGUAAUAGAUUCUGUAUAUUGUAAGCGUGUAAAUCCAUUUGUCUUUCCCGUUUCUUUCAGUUGUGGACGCCCAUGCGUCUUUUAACUAUUAUUGUUCUUUUGUUUUAUUUUGACAUUUAUAUAAAUUGCUUGGUGUCGUGUCGUAAAUUGUAUAUUUGUAUCAGUAGAGUGAGGCCGGAGCAGAUCGCCGGAAUUCGGUUUUAAACAAUCUUAACAGACAGACGAUUGUAUUUUAUGGAUUACUUUAAUGCUUUUUAUGAUAUUAUUCACGUAAAUGUUUGUUUUAACUUUUAUUCAGAAUUAAUGAAGUAAUAUCAGAUAAGUAAUUUUGGUUAUUAAGGUACUUACAGGAUUAAUGAAUAGAUAUACAUGUAUUCACAUAAAUUAAAUAGUUUUAACUAAGGAUACCUUAAUGUUAACAUUCAUAUGUAUUACAUUGUAUGGUUACGAACAGAUUUCUCCGUGAUUCAACAUUUUAAUCAAUUUAAUGUAAUUCGUAGUUAGGGAGCGUCACAUGACUAAGUGUUAGUAUCAUACUCGUAUAGGUAUUACAGUUUAUGAGAAUAGUACAUCACUCACCGACAUUUCAAAAUUAAUAGCGCCCAACGUAAUUUUAAAUGAAAUUUGCUACAAAAAUUUAAGUCUAGUAUAAAUUAGUACCAAUUUGGCUGAAGUUAGUAGAUUAAUAGAGAAGAAAGUAUUAACGCAAUUGUCUAAAGCAAAGCUCGCUCACAUGUAACAUAGAAAGAGCUGGCGUGUGAUUAGACUGUUUUGAGAUUCUUGUACUUUAUUGGUUUUUACAAAUGAAAUUUACAAUUUACAAUUUUUGAUACACGAAAAGCCUGGAAGACUGUUUUUCAAGUUAUUAUGUAAUUCAUAGUCCAUAAAAUUUUGAUAUUGUAUUAAUUGUUAAGGUUAGGAAAAUUGUACUCAAAUUUUAUAUUGUCAAAAUUAACAUCCCCUUUAACAUAAUGACAGUCGCCGAGUCCAGGCGUCCGCGCACAUUCCAUCGUGCCGCGCUGUCCAGUGAAAAUGCACACAUUUUCAUGAGUCUUCGUCAUUCCAGCUUAAGAACUACUCAUAUAACUCAAUUGCUGCAUUUAUUUUAACGCAUACAUGUUUUUAAAUUAGUUUCGUAUGGUCUGAGCACAAUGUAGGUAUGUUACUUUACAAUACUCAAAACUAAGACUGCUUUUGUCAAUAUUCACGGAGAUUAAUUAAUAGUUUCGACUGAAUUAGGAGAGGCCAUUUUUAAAAUUAAAAUAACCCUAAAUUAAAAUAGGGCGUUAGUCACUGAAACAGGCUUAUUACUCUAAUAUUAUGUAGAUAUUAAUAACAUAGCACACCAUUUAUUACAUGUAUCUUGAUUGGACUUUGUGUUGCUAACAUCUGUGAGCGUAGUGGUUUCGAACAGUGAAGAGCUUCGCGGGACCUUUGCUUGAGGGUAGGUUGUAAAGAAGUCGGUCGUUGUUCAUGCGGUGAUUGAUAAAGGGCAUUUUGGAUUUAGCAUGACACACAUUUCGAACGAUAUAAUAUUAGCGUUAUCAAUCAUAUUAUGAUAAUCGUAAGAUAUGUUAGUAGACAGACGUAGCGCUCGCGCGUUACGCUUAGGGUUAGGCAGAGGGCGAGGCCAGAGGAUCGCUCGUAGUUGUAAUACCAGUAAUAUAAAAACUAAAAUAGGAAGAACUUUUAUUUGACGUAUGAAUUUUAAUUUUGAUUCUAGGGGAAUGGUUGACUUCGUCCCUCCCGACAACUGCUGACCAUCACUGCCAUUAGUCUCAGAUGUAAGGAAUUAAGAAUAAGGAAGUAAAUAGUUUAGGAAAUAUGGAUGUUCUGUACACGGGCUCAUACAUAGGCGCGGAGAACUCCUGUUGCGUCGUUCGUGCUACAGAUACUGACCGCUAUGAAUAAUAACGUACCUAUAUAGUGCACAUUACAAUAGUUUUUGUAUCAUCGCUAUUAGAUUCAGGAGGCCAGCAUCAGACCGCUAUCUUGUACUCGAGCCUGUUUCAGUGCAUUGCGACAUCGCACUCAUUGCCGGGAACCAUUCUCAUGAAAGUGUUGUCAUCACGCGAGCUUCUGACGUAUUCAAUGGAAAUGGUCGUCAUCCAGGAUGUUGCUGAAUACGGAAAAUAACAGUCGCAGGCCAUUACUUAGGGCUAGUUAAGGUUCAGACUAGACUUACAAGAACAAGACACUACACCAACUCAUACAUAACCGACCGCCACCUAAUUGGGGCCAAGAAAGCUACACUGAUGGGCCUGUUACGUUUUUAUUGUGAAUUGGUUCUGUAUUUUAUACCGUUUAUGUUAAUUGAUUAUAUUCAUCCAUAUUUAAUUUUAUUGUUCUUUAUUUUCUCACCCUAUGAUUAUUUUUUACGUAACAUGACAUUAAAUUCCAUCUUGAUGUGUUGUUGUAAGUUAGCACUAUAUAUUAUACAAAUUAAUCAUAAAUACUGCUAAUGUUAAUUGUAAGAAUUUCAAGUAUGUUCAUAUUAUUAGUGACGUAGAAAACGAUUUUAAGGAAACGAUCUGUUAUGUUCUCAUUUAAAAAUAGUAUGAUAUUCCAUUCCAUAAUUCAUAAUAGUAAUUGUGGUUUUCAAUUAUUGUGUCAAUGAUAUUUAAAAAUAAGUAAUAUUCAUCUAGAUAUUAAAUGUAAGCCAUUAUUGUACCGAUUAAACAUAAAACUGAGCUUUCUGGACACAUUGUUCUCGUAAGGAUAUCAGUGUAAUAUUCUGUCGCCAUUAAAGUAUGUAUCAACAAUAA
Ostrinia nubilalis (European corn borer) is the source of this 4204-nucleotide messenger RNA. It is a transcript of the gene fax, whose product is annotated as failed axon connections. The record is from RefSeq and is a predicted model, not a curated record. The transcript is spliced from 6 exons. The coding region runs from base 216 to 1367 and encodes 383 amino acids. Lineage: Eukaryota; Metazoa; Arthropoda; Insecta; Lepidoptera; Crambidae. Gene Ontology annotation, cellular component: cytoplasm.